AUAACAUUUAUUUAUAUAUGUGUUUGGUGUUUCACAGACUUAGAACUAACCUUGCCUAAAAUUGUAUUAAUUUCUUCGCCGAAAGACAAACAAGCAACAUGAAAACUGAUUCACUGAACUGUUUGAAGUAUUUGAUGUUCUUCUUCAAUUUGCUAUUUUUCAUUUGCGGAAUAGCAACACUUGCUGUCGGAAUAUGGGCUGUCGUGAAUGCUCAAUCAUUCAAGAACAUUCUGGUCGACAAUGAUCUGAUUUUCAACGGAGUUUAUAUCAUCAUUGCAGUCGGAGCAGCAUUAUUUUUGAUGGGAUUUUUGGGAUGCUGCGGAGCAAUCAAAGAAAACAGAUGCCUCUUGGGAACGUUUUUCGUCUUCGUUCUGAUCAUCUUUAUCAUUGAAGUUGUCGGUGCCAUUCUUGUUUUCGUCUACUAUCCACAAGUUGAAACUGCAGCUCUCGAAUCGCAGUCUGCGUAUGAAGAUGGAACUGACAAAGGGAAAGUUAUCAAGCAGGGAUGGGACACCUUCCAGGCUACAGUCGAAUGCUGCGGUUACAAAUCUUAUUCUGAAUGGAAAAACAACACUGCAUGGGCGAGCCGUAAUCCCGGUAAGAUUGUUCCAGAUUCUUGCUGCAAGCGAGAAAUUCUUUCUGAAACAUCUUCGCCAACAAACACAACUCUCUGUCAACAAGGGAAUGUAGAAUUUCUGAAUACACAAGGUUGCAACGCGAAACUUGGAAACUAUUUGUGGGUUGUCGGUGGUGUUGGACUUGGAAUUCUGUUUUUUGAGAUAUGUGGCUUAGUGGCCGUAACAGUUGGAGUAUGGGCGAUAGUCAAUGCAGAAGCGUUUCGAGAGAUUCUCGUGGAUAAUGCUUUAAUAUUCGAUGGUGUAUACAUCAUUAUCGCUGUCGGAUCAGUGCUAUUGUUUUUGGGAUUUCUUGGAUGUUGGGGAGCCUUCAAAGAAAAUUUAUGCUUCUUGGCUAUAUUUUUCAUUUUUGUGCUUAUCAUCUUUAUCGUUGAAAUCGCUGGAGCAAUGCUUAUGUUCAUGUAUUUCGGGGAAGUUGAAAGUGCAGUUCUCGAUUCUAUUUCUUCGUAUGGUGAUGGCACCAGCAAGGGAAAUGUGAUAAAACAAGGAUGGGAUACACUCCAAGGAACUGUUGGAUGUUGUGGCUAUGAACAUUAUAAUGAAUGGCGAAAUAAUACGGAUUGGGCUGGUCGCUAUGCAGGAAUAGUUGUCCCAGAAUCUUGUUGUGCACGAGAUGUUCUUUCGGAAACUUCGUCCCCAACUAAUGCUACUUUGUGUCAAGCUGGUGUCGAACGGUUUCUCAACACAGACGGAUGCAAAGCAAAACUUGGCGAUUAUUUAUGGAUUGUUGCCGGAGCGGGGCUAGGAAUUUUGUUGUUUGAGCUUUUCGCUUUGAUAACCACGAGCUGUCUUUACCGAGCCAUCGUCGAUUACAAGGAAAUAUAGUUUUCAUCCUUGUGAAGGUGAAUGAUGAUCUUACAUUCCAGCUCCACUUCGAUUUUAUAAAAUCACCCUCAUACUUGGAUACGGACGAAAAUAAAAAUAAUUAUAUUUGCAUGUCUUUUUGGAAUUACUGGAAAUUUAUAUCAAUAAACGGCGCAUGUCGAUGAAUUGAUCGAUUUAGUUGAA
Messenger RNA from Styela clava, 1643 nucleotides. NCBI's taxonomy places the organism in Eukaryota, Metazoa, Chordata, Ascidiacea, Stolidobranchia, Styelidae. The record is from RefSeq and is a predicted model, not a curated record.